Messenger RNA from Cynoglossus semilaevis (tongue sole), 2360 nucleotides. RefSeq names its product tumor necrosis factor receptor superfamily member 12A. The transcript has 5 exons. Gene Ontology annotation, biological process: positive regulation of extrinsic apoptotic signaling pathway. Bases 451 to 819 code for a protein of 122 amino acids. Gene Ontology annotation, molecular function: protein binding. NCBI's taxonomy places the organism in Eukaryota, Metazoa, Chordata, Actinopteri, Pleuronectiformes, Cynoglossidae. Gene Ontology annotation, cellular component: plasma membrane. The record is from RefSeq and is a predicted model, not a curated record.
ACUAUUAAGACCAGACUAGGCUCAGUUUUUAGGCUUUAAAAGUUAAAAAAUGAAUUUAAAAAGGGCGUGGCUGUAAAAUAUGGAAUAAUUUUGUGGGGGUGACAGUGUCAAAACCUGUGGUGGUUGACGUGAAACUUUCACUCGGACUCCAGUAUGUGUGUGUGUGCGCGCCAGCGGAGUUUCCUGUGAGUGCGCACAGAGAAUCCGAGGCUGUUACAGUACAUAGGAAAUGACUCAUAGGAGUUGAACUGUUAGCGUGGGUGUGUGCGCUAUUAAAACAAGGCGCAGACUCCUGCGGGUGACUCACUCUCUCUCUCUCCCUCUCUCCCUCUCUCCCUCUCUGAUGCUCUCUUUUCCAUGCUGAAAAGCUGAGCAGGAAUUGUUAAUCAGAUGAACUUUCGGGAAUCGUGAGUACUCCACAGCAGAGGCAGCGGUUCUCCCACCAACACCAUGGCUUCUCCUGACGCUCUCUGCGCGCUCUGCGGACUCUUCAUCGCGGCUCUCACCCAUCUCCAAGCCGUUAGCGCACAGAAAAGUCAGUGUGGCAGUUCAGAGUUUUGGAACUCAGAUUCGGACAGGUGUGUUCCCUGUUCAAUAUGCAAGCAGUACCCAAAGACUCCAUCGUGCAACACAUGUACACCUCCAGAUGACACUCCAGACGUGUGGAAACUAGCAGCCAUCACCAGCUUCUCAGUGCUAGCUGUCGUCCUCAUUGGUGCAGCAUUGAUCAUCGGGGUCAUGGUGCAUCGACGCAACUCUCACCAACGACCUCUACGUGAACCCAUCGAAGAAACCGCUGGGCCACUUUAUCAAGCUUAAACAUUUAACCUCAUCCUCCUCUGGAAACAGAUAUGACAGAACCUAGACUGGCACAGAGCUGGACGCAGGAACCUCUGGACCAUGAAGUGUGAACUCUGACUGACAGCAGAGUAUCUCCUGACCAGAACCAGGCCUUUUUUGUUUUUUUAUUUAUUUAACUGUUUUUGGCGAAGGGAUGUGCUCAGUUCUCGUACUCGGUGUAGGAUCCUGGACUGACCAACAGGACCUGUGCUGAGCAGCUCUCACACCUCUGUAGAACAGGUGACUUACUUCUGUAGCGUGGUAGCAUUUUUAGACUUUAAGUGCCUUUUAUUUGUCAUAUAAAAAAAAAAGAAGAAAUCUUACCAGGAUUGCAGUUCUGUUCCUGUUUUGUGUCGUGGUGUUUCAACAGCAGGAACCCAAUGAAUGUAACCCAAACUACUGCUGCCUGCUGUGCUGCAGCCCCAUCCCAUGACUUGGUGCUGGGUCAAACUGGGUCUCUGCUGGUAACUUACCACAACAACCUCUUCAGACACACCACAUGUGAGUGAGACAAACAGGUGGGCACAUUAAGGCCGUUUGAAUGUAGCUUAUUUUAGGUGAACUAUCUCCCAGCCUGACUUCCUGUCAGUACUUACAUGUACAUGUUCUUCUUGGUGGUCCAUGAUUAAUGUGGCUUCAGGGAGCGUCAGGUCUUACACACACCUGUCGAAAAUAUAUUGUUUAGAUGUCAUUAAAACAGCAUUUAAACAAUUGAAAACUCCAUUUGUCUUUCCGUCCCAUAAUUUAACAGACAAGUCGCCGGCAACACUAGACACAGAUCCCACACUGCUAGCACACACUGUGUGUGGAAGUUAAUAUUAAAUGUAUUGUAGUAAAAGUAUUUGCACCUGGGGUGUUUAAGGUGGAGCUACGCGAUCGUGACGCUCGCUAACUAAUGGCGUGUCAUUAACUUGUGUUUUGCAACAUGGCAGACAGAACAGAAAAAAGAAAAUCCUUUUUGGAGUCUGUUUGUAAUUUUGUGGCCAUCCAAACCAGUGAGAACAUGGUGGGCAGAAUUGUUUUCCACUUUUUUUUAGUACAAAAUGUGUGUUUUCUAAUCUUUAAUCUCCAGGCCGCAACACAAAAAUGAUGUGGUCGCUAAGAAUUCUUGUGAUAUUUUGUUGCUGACAAAUGUUUCAGGUCUGGUCUCUGAUCUGUCUGCUUUGGGUAAAACUGCUGCCCUCUGGAAGCAAAAAUGAAUGAUUCACUUAAGACACAGAUGUCUUCUUUUUUUCCUUGAAAAUAGAUGUCUAUAUUAUUUAUUUGUGAGCAACUCGCAGUCUUCGGUUGCAACAACUGUGAGGGACAAGCACAUUUUCUUCUCUCAGAGGGACUCCAGUAAAGAUAGGCCAGACAUGGAUGUUACUGAGCAUUACCUAAUAGUUUCUGCCUUUUCCUCUAAUGCUAAUGUCUUACCUGUAUAUACUGUACAUGCACUGGCUUCUUGUACCUACUGCCAUCCUAUAGGCUGCUUUGUGUACCAAAAGUAUUUUCACAAUAAAACAGACAAUUUAACAAAA